CGCGGGGAGGAAGGAUGAGAACUGGAGCCUCCGCCGCCGGCCGGGCGCCCUGGGCCUGCCCCGGAACUUGGCCCGUACCCCUCCUCGCGCUCCGCGUCCCUCGUGUCCCCAACGUCCCGCGGGCAAUGGUAGUCGACUGCCUGCAGGGACCACGCGUCUGAGACCAGCGAUCGCGCUGCCGAGACCAUGGGCAGCAAUAGGGGCCGCAAGGCCGGAGGGAGCUCGAAGGACUUCGGCGCGGGACUCAAGUACAGCUCCCGGCAAGAGAACAUGAACGGCUUUGAGGAGGGUGUGGAGUUCCUGCCUGUGAACAAUGCCAAGAAAAUGGAGAAGCGAGGUCCCCGGCGCUGUGUGGUGCUGGUGGCCCUGCUGGUCAGUUUCCUCUUGCUCUCACUCGUCGCUGGCUUGCUGGUGUGGCACUUCCACUACUCAAAUGUUCGGGUCCAAAAGGUCUUCAAUGGCCAUCUGAGGGUCACAAAUGAGAACUUUCUGGAUGCCUAUGAGAACUCAAACUCCACGGAGUUCAUAAGCCUGGCCAACCAGGUGAAGGAAGCGCUGAAGCUGCUGUACAGUGAAGUUCCUGUCCUGGGGCCCUACCACAAGCGGUCGGCUGUAACUGCAUUCAGUGAGGGCAGUGUCAUCGCCUACUACUGGUCAGAGUUCAGCAUCCCCCCGCACCUGGCGGAAGAGGUCGAUCGAGCCAUGGCUGUGGAGCGAGUGGUCACAUUGCCACCUCGAGCACGGGCACUGAAAUCCUUUGUGCUGACCUCUGUGGUGGCCUUCCCCACUGACCCCAGACUGUUGGGGAGGACGCAGGACAACAGCUGCAAUUUUGCCCUGCAUGCCCAUGGCGCGGAGGUGAUGCGCUUCACCACCCCUGGCUUCCCUAACAGCCCCUACCCAGCUCAUGCCCGAUGCCAGUGGGUCCUGCGGGGGGAUGCCAACUCUGUGCUGAGCCUCACCUUCCGCAGCUUCGAUGUCGCUCCCUGCGAUGAGCUUGGCAGUGACCUGGUCACCGUAUAUGAUACUCUGAGCCCCAUAGAGCCUCAUGCUGUGGUGCGGCUGUGUGGCACCUACCCUCCCUCCUACAACCUGACUUUCCUCUCCUCCCAGAAUGUCUUCCUUGUCACACUGAUAACCAACACUGAUCGACGACAUCCUGGUUUUGAGGCCACUUUCUUCCAGCUGCCCAAGAUGAGCAGCUGUGGAGGCUCCUUGAGUGAAGCCCAAGGGAUAUUUACCAGCCCCUACUAUCCAGGCCACUAUCCACCCAACAUUGACUGCACAUGGAAUAUCAAGGUGCCUAACAACAGGAAUGUGAAGGUACGCUUCAAACUCUUCUAUCUGGUAGACCCCAACAUACCACUGGGCACCUGCCCCAAGGACUACGUAGAGAUCAAUGGGGAGAGGUACUGUGGUGAGAGAUCCCAGUUUGUUGUCAGCAGUAACAGCAGCAAGAUCACUGUUCGCUUUCAUUCUGAUCACUCCUACACAGACACCGGCUUCCUCGCUGAGUACCUGUCCUAUGACUCCAAUGACCCAUGCCCAGGGAUGUUCAUGUGCAGCACUGGACGGUGCAUCCGUAAGGACUUGCGCUGCGACGGCUGGGCAGACUGCCCAGACUACAGUGAUGAGCGCUUUUGCCGAUGCAACUCCACCCACCAGUUCACGUGCAAGAACAAGCUCUGCAAGCCUCUCUUCUGGCUCUGUGACAGUGUCAAUGACUGCGGGGACGGCAGCGAUGAGGAGGGAUGCAGUUGUCCUGCUGAGACUUUCAAGUGUUCCAAUGGGAAGUGUCUUCCUAAGAGCCAGAAGUGUGAUGGGAAGGACAACUGUGGCGAUGGGUCUGAUGAGGCCUCGUGUGACAGUGUGAGUGUCGUCUCUUGCACCAAAUAUACCUACCGCUGCCACAAUGGGCUCUGUCUGAGCAAGGGCAACCCUGAGUGUGAUGGGAAGAGGGACUGUAGUGAUGGCUCGGAUGAGAAGAACUGUGACUGUGGGCUGCGAUCAUUUACCAAACAGGCUCGGGUGGUUGGUGGCACAAAUGCAGACGAGGGCGAGUGGCCCUGGCAGGUGAGCCUCCACGCCCUGGGCCAGGGCCACUUGUGUGGGGCCUCGCUCAUCUCUCCCAACUGGCUGGUCUCUGCAGCUCAUUGCUUUAUGGAUGACAGAAAUUUCAAGUACUCAGACCACACGAAGUGGACGGCCUUCCUGGGUCUGCUAGACCAGAGCAAGCGCAGCUCCACUGGGGUGCAGGAGCACAAGCUCAAACGCAUCAUCACCCACCCUUUGUUCAAUGAGAUAACCUUCGACUAUGACAUUGCCUUGUUGGAGCUUGAGAAGCCAGCAGAUUACAGCACUGUUGUGCGACCUAUCUGCCUGCCUGAUACUACACAUGUCUUCCCUGCUGGCAAAGCCAUCUGGGUCACAGGCUGGGGUCACACCCAAGAAGGAGGCACCGGAGCACUGAUCCUACAGAAGGGUGAGAUCCGUGUCAUCAACCAGACCACCUGUGAGGACCUCAUGCCACAGCAGAUCACCCCACGGAUGAUGUGUGUGGGUUUCCUCAGUGGGGGUGUGGACUCCUGCCAGGGUGACUCUGGUGGCCCGUUGUCCAGUGUAGAGACAGAUGGGCGAAUCUUCCAGGCUGGUGUAGUGAGUUGGGGUGAAGGCUGCGCUCAGAGGAACAAGCCAGGCGUGUACACGAGGCUCCCUGCAGUUCGGGACUGGAUCAAAGAGCAGACUGGGGUAUAGAAGCAUGGAUGGCCUGCCAUGGACACCCACAGGGAUGCUCCCACAUGCGCACCUGGAGACAGGCCAGGACCAUUGAGGCCUUUUAUACUGUGCCCUCUUCCUCACAAUCCAGACUGUGAACUGCAUUCCCAGGACUCAGGGUUCGUCCCUUGGCUUCCAAAGUGGGGCCAGGAGUUGGGCAGAGAACUUCAGUGCCAUUGGCCCAGGCUUGGGGGCAAGGAUUUGAUGACAGCCUUCUGCUCUGGUCCUGAACUGGGUGAAGAUGACCCUUUUCUGGAGACCCGCUUCCUGACUCUAAGAGGCAACCAUCACUGAGCUCCUGGGAGCCCUGUGGGUGGAGGGGCUGGAGUCCCCUAGGGUCACUGUCUUCAGGGAACCCUGACCCCAGGGACCCUGGAAAACAGUGGCACCUAAGAUUGAAAUUAUCCUGCUCACUCCAAGGGGAGGGUAUUUGUGAGUAAAACAUUUUAUUUCUUUUUA
Phodopus roborovskii (desert hamster) is the source of this 3234-nucleotide messenger RNA. It is a transcript of the gene St14, whose product is annotated as ST14 transmembrane serine protease matriptase. The transcript is spliced from 19 exons. Gene Ontology annotation, molecular function: protein binding; serine-type endopeptidase activity. Gene Ontology annotation, cellular component: membrane. The coding region runs from base 187 to 2754 and encodes 855 amino acids. Lineage: Eukaryota; Metazoa; Chordata; Mammalia; Rodentia; Cricetidae. Gene Ontology annotation, biological process: proteolysis; acrosome reaction. The record is from RefSeq and is a predicted model, not a curated record.